CGUUUGAGGAGGGUAGCGAUAGCGGAUCCUGAAGGCCCCCUGCACAGUUGUCGAAGGAAACGAGAAAAUAUCAACGUUGACCUGGGAAGAACUGGGAUUUCAGAAUGACAGAGCGCUCAAAUAACUUUCCUCCCCUGCCCAAGUUCCUUAAAAUAAAGCCAUGCUUUUACCAGAACAUCGAAGAAGAAAUCCCUGCACCCCAUCAGCAGCUGGUGCGCAGAGCUUACACGCUUUGGAUGAUGUAUUCAGGCACGCUGUGCAUAAAUGUGAUCUCAUGCAUUGCAUGGUGGGCUGGAGGUGGAAAUGCCAUAAACUUUGGAUUCUCCCUGCUCUGGCUCGUCCUGUUCAGCCCUUGUAGUUACGCAUGUUGGUUCAGACCACUCUACAAAGCUUUCAGGGCUGAUAGUUCCUUCAACUUCAUGGCCUUCUUCUUCAUCUUCUUCCUUCAGUGUGUCUUGUCUCUCAUCCAGACUUUAGGCAUCUCAGGUUGGGGAACAAGCGGCUGGAUUGCCACAGUGACCUUUUUCAGCUACAAUGUGGCCUCGGCUGUAGUGAUGCUAAUCACAGCUCUGCUCUUCACCGCGGUGACUGCUUUAAUGGCACUGGUUCUCAUCAAGGUGCACAGACUGUACCGAGGCGGCGGCGGUAGUAUGCAGCGUGCUCAGGAGGAGUGGAGCACCGGACUGUGGAAGAGCGCCCCGGUGAGGGAAGCAGGGUUCAACGCCGUGGCUCAAACGGCCCAAGGUCCAAGUUUGCCAGAGUACCCUGCCGCUGUGCCCAGUUACCCCGACAACAGCCACUGGUGAUGAGAGCGGACCACCGCCGAGGGGAAGCAAAUGCUGGGGUCAUUUCCACAUUUUCAAAGAGCACUUCAAAAAACACUAUUACAUUUCACAUUUUAACUACAAAAUUACACACAUACUUUAUUUUGUUGUUGUUUUUAAGGGGGUAGCUGUAAAAAAAAAAAAA
Molecule: messenger RNA, 969 nt
Organism: Nematolebias whitei (Rio pearlfish)
Lineage: Eukaryota; Metazoa; Chordata; Actinopteri; Cyprinodontiformes; Rivulidae
Gene: scamp4
Product: secretory carrier membrane protein 4
Exons: 7
Coding region: 105-806 (233 amino acids)
Biological process (GO): protein transport
Cellular component (GO): trans-Golgi network membrane; recycling endosome membrane
Source: RefSeq, a predicted model, not a curated record